This is a messenger RNA of Vespa crabro (European hornet), 2218 nucleotides long. RefSeq names its product 3-hydroxyisobutyryl-CoA hydrolase, mitochondrial-like (gene Hibch). The record is from RefSeq and is a predicted model, not a curated record. The coding region runs from base 237 to 1430 and encodes 397 amino acids. The transcript has 7 exons. Gene Ontology annotation, biological process: L-valine catabolic process. Gene Ontology annotation, molecular function: 3-hydroxyisobutyryl-CoA hydrolase activity. Gene Ontology annotation, cellular component: mitochondrion. Lineage: Eukaryota; Metazoa; Arthropoda; Insecta; Hymenoptera; Vespidae.
GAUAGCGAGGAUACGGAACGCAUUCGUUAAAGUGGAGACAGCGAAUAUAUAUAAGAGGAUUCUAAAACGAAUUUUGAGUUUUACAUACUUCGUGUUAUUUCCAUAGUUCUUUUUAUACUAAUAUCUUUAUAGUGAAAUAUUUGUUUAAACAAAAUAGACGUACGCUAAAUCGCAUAUAUUUUUUUAUAUUUUGUGUUUGUGUAUCUGUGUCUAUUUUUCAAAUAAAGUUAAAGACCAUGCUAAAAAUGAAAUCAUUGCACAGAUUUGACAUUCGUAGAAUGAUUCAUAAAGCAUGUCUAGACCUAAGUAAAAUGGACAUGAAUCAAUUGAUUGCACAAUCUAAAGAAAUAUGGGAUAAUUCAUUUUGGGGAGGAUGUGAUAAUGACAUUAUAAUUAAGGAUUAUCAAGAUAAUGGCUUGUUCACUAUAAAUCGACCAAAAACUUUAAAUACUCUUACACCAGGAAUAUGUAAAAUAAUAACUGAAACGCUUCAAAAGUGGAACCAUAAUAAAAAAUUAAUAAUGAUAGAAGGAUCUGGUGAUAAGGCAUUUUGUUCAGGAGGAUAUCUUGGAAUGCCUCUAUCUUAUCAAUAUUUGAAAAAUGAAGAUUAUGAUUGGCAUAAAAUACAAACAUUUCAAGUAUAUUACUCAAUGAGUUAUUAUAUUAGUACAUUAAAAGUACCAUUUAUAGCUCUGAUGAAUAAUCUAACAAUGGGAAUGGGAUCUGCGAUAUCUCUACAAGCUAAAUAUAGAAUCGUCACAGAAAAAUCUCUCUAUGCUAUGCCUGAAGUUUCAAUCGGUUAUUUCCCCGAUUCCUCAUCAUGCUAUACUUUUCCUAGAUUACAAAAUCAUAUAGGAUAUCUUUUAGGCGUUACUGGAUACAGAUUAAAAGGUACUGACAUUGUUCAUUCUGGUAUUGCCAGUCAUUUCGUUCCCUCGGAAAAACUAGAAGAUUUGAAAAAUGAAUUGCUUAAAUCUGAUAAUUCCAAUAUAGAAGAAAUUAUUAAUAAAUAUCAUGUUAAUACAUCAAAAAAUAAUUUUAGCCUUAAUCAGUAUAUAGACAUAAUUGAAAAUUGUUUCUCUGCCCCUACUGUCGAAGAAAUCUUAGAGAGAUUGGAAAAAGACAAUACGAAAUGGUCGAGGAAAAUUAUAGAAAUGAUAAAAGCAGCAUCACCAACUUCUUUGAAGUCGGCUCUUCUUAUUAUUCAAAAGGGAAAAGAUUUAGAUCUUGCUGAUUGUUCGAGAAUGGAUUGUAGAAUGGGUCAUCGUUUACUUUCACAAAAUUCCGAUAUUUUUGAAGGUAUUAAUACUACUCUUUAUGAAAAAGAUAGAAAACCACGAUGGAAUCCUGCACGUUUAGAGGAUGUACCAAUGGAUAAGAUAAAGCAUUAUUUAAGUAAUCUACCACCGGAAAAAGAAUUAAAAUUAUAAUAAAAACGAAGAAAUGAGAGGAGAAAGAAAACUAAACUAUUAGAAGUUAGGAUAUAGUAUUGGUCAUUUAAAUUUUCUUAAUAAUUUUUUUAACAACUUUUAAUAAUUUACAUAUGUUUUAAUCUAGAAAAAAAAAAAGAAAUUUCCUAUAAUUCAUCUAUAAAGAUUUUUUAAUUAUGUAAUUAUUUAAUCUUAAUGUUUUAAUAAUAAAGUUCUCUUACAAUCAGUCAAUUUUAAAUAAUAUUUAUAUAUAACAAAAUACUUUCUUGCAAUUUAAAUAUAAUGUCAUGUUUCUCUAUUUGUACCAUUUAUGUUUUACUUAUACAUUAAGUUUCUUAUAUACAUUGUUUUUAGAAACUUUCAAUCGAUUUAUAAUGAAAAUUAUCUUAUUAUUAUAAUAUUAUAUUACUUAUUUUAAUAAUAUUUAAUAAUAAAUAAGUAUCAAAUAUAUAUAUAUACGUAUUGCAAUAUAAAAAACUUUUUUAAGUUGUAUGUAUUAGAAUUGUAAUACUAUAAUCCUUCAAAAUCAGUUAUGAACUAAUUUUUAACUUUUCUCAUUAAUGAUAACAAUAAAUAAUAAAUAGUUUAUAUCUAAAUAUCAAUAUCAGUACAAAAUGAUUCCUGAUACAAUGAUAUUUAAUAAUCUACUAUUAGUACCAAUACGCAACUUUAGGAACACUCUGCAUGUAUACUGAAUUUUUAUAAAUAAUUACUUUGUUAUUUAAGUAUUUCAUAGAGUGUCUAUAUAGACACAAACCUUAUUUGCUCUUUCCUAAGAAGCAAAAUAA